Messenger RNA from Misgurnus anguillicaudatus (oriental weatherfish), 1575 nucleotides. The record is from RefSeq and is a predicted model, not a curated record. Lineage: Eukaryota; Metazoa; Chordata; Actinopteri; Cypriniformes; Cobitidae.
UGUAAUUGAUGGCGUGACAGCAGUAGUCGAGAUCUCACCUGGUGACGGCUCGGUCAUCAGAUCCAACGGAGCUCUGGCCAAUUACUUCACACAUUACAAAUCUAAAGCUGCUCACAGAGAUACUGUGUAUUACCUGAGUGGACUUCCACCCGAUGUCCCUGGUCAGCUGUAUUCUGUCAGAUCUGUGGUCACACGGGCCAGCAGGAUUCUGAAAUGCUUCAUCCAGGCCAGAACUUCUCUGAGGACUCAUCUGCCUUUUUUAUGUUGGAAAGAGACUGUAGUGUGUGAUUGUGUGAAUGUGGUUCAGGAGGUGAACGUGACGGGUACAGGAUGUUUUAAAGCGCUCUCAGAUGGGACUGCUGAGGUUUUGUUCCUCAACGGUGUGAGAGCUCAGAUGAUGUGGAGUUCAGACUCGUACACACCUGCACAGCAGAAACUCACAGCAGAGGUCAGGCCUUCAGAAAGAUGGUGUCAGAUCAGUCUGCCAGACGGUCAUCAGACACUUGUCCAGGUGGAUAAAAACAAACCUUAUCAAAGGUAUGUGUCAGCAUUAGUGGAGUGGUGUGAGUGGGUAAAGCAGACAGAACAGAGCAAAAGCAUAGAGGGUGUGGCCUUCUCAGACUCCGCCCAUCCUAACACACAUCAGCCAAUAACCUACAGAUCUGUUGUCUCAGAACUGGAAAAGAUUAAAAGGUUUAACUUUUUGUUGGAGAACAGCCAUGUCUUGGGUUCUGCAGGAAGAUCUUUGGGCUGUGAGCGUUCAUCUGACCUUUGUGAAGUUAAACUGACCGAUAACUGUAUCUCUGAGGCUUUGGAGAAAACCUCUAAAGCCAUACGAGAUAUUAACACGCUCUUAUCAGAAAAACCAUAGACUUUUCGACACGAUUAUACGGCAUUAGAAACUAGAUACUGUGUUCGAUGCCGACCCACUGUAUACAGACAUGUACAUACUGUAAUCAUUAUCGAGACUGGGUUGAUGACAUCAUAAUGCUGAUGGGAUCGAAAUAUCAGCAGAUGACUCCGGGCCGGAUCCGCACUGGAGCUGGUAACUUUGGCGUGUAUCCGGUGCAGAUCCGGCCCGGAGUCGUCUGCUGUUUGGAAGGGGUUGGAUUACAGGAGGUUGAUCAUAAGUUAAAACACAUAUUAAUACUGAAAAAUGUCAUUUAAUUUACUCAAUAAAUAAUUAUGUCUGUUUUUGCUCACAAAUAAAUGUUAUGAAUGGUAAAGGAAUUCAAGUAAGACAUAGAUAAAGUCCUGUUGCAGAUGUUUCAGUCAUUUCUGUCAACCAUACUUGCAGACAAACUAAUAACUUGGUUGUAACAUCAUGUAGUGCAUUAAUAUAUCUAUAUAUAUAUGCCUUAGUUUGUAUUUAUCAUUGUCUUUCCGUCCUCUCAGUGAAUGUUUAAAUGUAACAAAGCAGCUCUAUAGUCACAGACCAAAUGUGUUGCUUCCUGUCUAUUGUGGCUGUCCGAAUUAUGUGAAACUGUAAACCUGACCUCAGAUCAGGGCUGUGACUGCUGGUGAUAGUAAAACCCUGCUCACACCUCUUUAUUAUUAAAGUAAUGGAAACGCUUA